Callorhinchus milii (elephant shark) is the source of this 2383-nucleotide messenger RNA. It is a transcript of the gene poc1b, whose product is annotated as POC1 centriolar protein B. Gene Ontology annotation, molecular function: protein binding. Gene Ontology annotation, cellular component: ciliary basal body; centriole. The transcript is spliced from 12 exons. Gene Ontology annotation, biological process: cilium assembly. The record is from RefSeq and is a predicted model, not a curated record. The coding region runs from base 136 to 1530 and encodes 464 amino acids. Lineage: Eukaryota; Metazoa; Chordata; Chondrichthyes; Chimaeriformes; Callorhinchidae.
GGCACCGUUUGGUGUGUUUUGUUUUGUAUUGUUUUGUCUGUGUGUAAUCCGACGUCCUGUGUUUCUCGGUGGGAAAUGAAAAAUAAAAAGAAGAGUUGUUGUUAUGGGGAAUUCCAGGAGUAACGUUCCGCAGAAAUGUCAGAGGAUCCAACUUUAGAAAACCACUUUAAAGGCCAUAAAGAUGUGGUGACGAGUGUUGAUUUCAACCCAAACAACAAACAACUGGCAACUACCUCAGCAGACAAGUGCCUUAUGAUAUGGAACUUGAAGCCACAAAGCAGAGCUUACCGGUUUACAGCCCACGGGGACACGGUGACAUGUGCCCAGUUCUCCCCAUCAGGUGAACUGGUGGCAUCUGCUUCACGAGAUAAGACCAUUAGACUCUGGGUCCCAAAUGUGAAAGGAGAGUCAACUGCAUUCAAAGCACACAGUGCCACAAUUCGCAGUGUGAACUUCUCCAGUGAUGGGACUCUGUUGGUCACAGCAUCCGAUGACAAAUCAGUGAAGGUGUGGAGUGCCCAUCAACAGCGAUUUCUGUUUUCCCUUAAUCAGCACAACAACUGGGUUCGCUGCGCCAAGUUUUCUGCAGAUGGAAGGCUCAUUGUUUCCUGUAGUGAUGACAGGACUGUCAGGAUUUGGGACAGAAUGAGCAAAGAAUGUGUCUGUACUUUUCCUGAUCAUGGAGGGUUUGCCAAUUAUGUGGAUUUUAAUCCCAGUGGCACCUGUAUAGCUUCAGCAGGAACUGAUAAUACAGUGAAACUGUGGGACACUCGUACAAAUAAAUUACUCCAACAUUACAAAGUCCAUAAUACUGCAGUGAAUUGUUUGUCCUUCCAUCCUUCUGGUAACUACCUCAUUACUGCCUCUAAUGACUGCACUCUUAAGAUCAUGGAUUUGUUAGAAGGAAGACUAUUUUUCACUCUUCAUGGACACCAGGGCCCUGUAAUUGCAGUAGCAUUUUCUAGACAUGGGGAAUACUUUGCUUCUGGUGGAAGCGAUUCACAGGUAUUGGUAUGGAAGACAAAUUUUGAUGCCAUUCCUUACAAUGAAAUUUUGAAAAGCCAUCAUCAAAGAACAAAUCCUGAUCCAGCUCCUCAUAUCACAGACAUUCACCCAAGAGCUCAUUUCCUGCCUGCUUCCAGACCUCAGACUAUAGAGAUUAAUCCCAGGACCCAUGUGGCUGACUUGCAGACAUCAGAACCCAUUGUGAUAGAUGUAGGAGUGCCUCUUUUUGCUAAAUCCUCGGCAAAUGCAGCCGAAUCCGACUACAGACCAGUUUUAACAGACCAAGUGAGCGCGUCACGUGGAAUGCACCAAUCUGGCAGUGAACUUGUAACUUGCCCUUUGGAGUACCAGAAAGAGGUCCCACCAGCACUUGCAAGCACUUUACAGCACAUUGUAGAGCAAUUAGAUGUGUUAACCCAGACUGUUUCGAUCCUGGAGCAGCGUUUAACAUUGACAGAAGAUAAACUCCAAGAAUGUCUAGAUAAUCAAAACUACCCUUUGCAACAAGUCAGUCCGUCAGACUAAAUGGAGCAUGGAUUGGAGCUAAAGAAAACUUCCAGCCUGGGAACUCCAGUUACACACUUUACCUUUGUUUGUCAUACAAAUUAGAUGCUAACUUUUAAAAGUAUGGCAUCUUAAGUGGCCACUGUACGUGAAUAAGUACAAGAUGCAAGUUUACCUCUCAUGGGGUUGCAGCCUACACUUAGAUGCAGCUGCUUCUGGCACAGAAACUGUUACCUAAUAAAGUCAACAGGGUCAUCAAGUAUUAUGUGUAAUCAUUAAACUGUCUUUGUAUACAUUUCUCUACAUAUUUAUUUCUUGUGAAAUAAAGUGAACAUUUAUUCUUUUUCUAUCAGAAAUUCAAAUAAAUCACAUUGUCUGAAAGACAGGACGAUGAACAAAGUAAAUGCCAGAGUGAGACUUGUAAAAACAUUUAUUGCAUUUAUUGCUUCAUUUUAUACCUUUGAAGAAAUUUAAAGCUUUGAAAAUGUUUGUAUGUAGAGUUCUGAUUGAUUUGUAUAUACACUCCCAUAAAGUGAUUACACUUGUUUCAACACAAUUUAACCUGAAUGCAUAGAUAAACUUGCACAAUGUUUUUUUUCUCUUCUACUAAACAGAUUUGUACAUAUGACCUGUAGCACAAUGUUUGUUGAAAAUGUAUUCUAUUUUUUCCUCCCCAGACCAAAUGUGUUUUGCUAACCUUACCAUUAGAACUCAGCUGACCUGUGAAGCCAUCUCCAUUUUGUUACUGCAUUUAAGUUUUUAUAACAACAAAUAUUGUACUGUGUUGUUUUGCUGCAUUCUGUUCACGUAUUUGAUUAUCUUGAAGUAUGUGAAUUUUAAACAUUGUAUAAAAGUAUUAUUUCCAUACUAAAAA